Messenger RNA from Belonocnema kinseyi, 9825 nucleotides. RefSeq names its product low-density lipoprotein receptor-related protein 6 (gene arr). NCBI's taxonomy places the organism in Eukaryota, Metazoa, Arthropoda, Insecta, Hymenoptera, Cynipidae. The annotation marks the transcript as partial. The record is from RefSeq and is a predicted model, not a curated record. Gene Ontology annotation, molecular function: protein binding. The transcript has 8 exons.
GGGUCGCCCAUGCUUCUAUUUGCAACAGACAAGGAUAUUAGAGUGGCAAACGUUUCUCGAACAAACAAGGUAGCAACCAUUGUUAAAGAAUUAUCAGAUGGAGCUGCUUUAGAUUUUUAUUAUGAGGGUGGAUUAGUCUGUUGGUCUGAUAGCGGACUUGAGAUGAUACAAUGUGUCCGUACAAAUGGCAGUCAUGAGAAAAUGACAAUUGUCAAUUCAAGUUUAAUAUCUCCUGACGGUCUGGCAUGCGAUUGGUAUACUGGAAAACUUUACUGGACAGACAGUGAAAAGAAACGUAUAGAAGUGACUAGUAUUGAUAAAAAGUAUCAAAAAGUAAUUUUCUGGACUAAUGUAUCCCAGCCCAGAGCAAUAGCAUUAGAUCCCAUGAAAAGUAUAUUUUUUUGGACAGAUUGGGGCGAUGAACCGAAGAUCGAAAGAGCUGCUAUGGACGGCGAUCCCAGUACUCGGAAGACCAUAGUUUCCGAAGAAAUUUUUUGGCCUAAUGGUUUAACACUUGAUUACGAAAACGAACUAAUAUACUGGACUGAUGGAAGACUUAAAUUUAUUGCGGUUAUGGAUUACCAAGGAAACAAUAGGCGAAAAAUUAUUAGUGAAGGAUUGGAAUAUCCUUAUGCAAUUACCUUCUUUGAUCUGAGACUUUAUUGGACGGACUGGAAGGCUUGGGGUAUUUAUUCUUAUGAUGUUCGUUUAAGUCAAGGUCAUCCACGAGAAUUAUGGAUUCAAGGUGUACACGUGCCGGGAGACAUUGAAGUUUGGGACUCAAAGAGGCAACCUCAAGGUGAUAAUCCUUGCAGACAUGCUAAUGGAAAUUGCUCCCACCUUUGCCUACUAAGCCCAAAAGCACUGGGUUAUUCUUGCGCCUGUCCAACUGGUGUCAAACUUAUUGACAAUUUUACUUGCGCUAGAGGACCAGAGAAGCUUCUUUUGAUUGUUCAACAGACCGAAAUAUGUCAUUUAUCUUUGGAUUCUCCUGAUUAUACUACUUUCGCGCUUCCUUUGAAAGGCAUCCGACAUGCUAUUGCGAUUGAUUUUGAUCCAGUAGACGAGAUGCUUUAUUGGACUGAUGAUAAAGCCCGAACAAUUCGCAGAGCUCGCCUGAACGGUUCUGAGCAAGAAAACAUUACUACCACCGAAGUGGAAAACCCUGACGGAAUUGCGAUUGACUGGGUGGCUCGUAAUUUGUAUUGGACAGAUACAGGGACGGACAGAAUUGAAGUUGCACGCCUUAACGGAAGUAGUAGAAGAGUUCUUAUUAAUGAAGAUCUUGUCGAGCCGCGAGCAAUAGCUGUUGCUCCCGAACUGGGCUGGAUGUUUUGGACUGAUUGGAAUAAGAAGAAGCCGAAGAUUGAGCGUAGUAACUUGGAUGGUAGUGAAAGAAUUCUUCUUAUUACGGCUGAUAUCGUUUGGCCUAACGGAAUUGCUUUAGACUUAGAUCAACGAAAACUAUACUGGUGUGACGCAAAAACUGAUAAAAUAGAAGUUUGUGAUAUGAGUGGCUCCAACAGACGAGAAGUUAUUACUAAGAAAUUAGAUCAUCCUUUUGGGCUCAGCUUAUUGGAUGAUUAUUUAUAUUGGACGGAUUGGCAGAAACGGAGUAUCGAGAGAGCACACAAGUUAUCUGGAACUGAACAUGAAGUAAUUAUUGAAAAUAUUCCCAAUGUAAUGGGCCUGAAAGCAGUUCACAUUGGGAAAGUUAGUGGUAAAAAUAAAUGCACAAACAAUAACGGUGGGUGCAGUCAUUUGUGCCUUAAUAAACCUCAGGACAAAUAUGUUUGUGCAUGUCAAAUAGGAUAUGAACUUGCGAGGGAUAACAGAACAUGCGUGAUACCAGAAGCUUUUUUAUUGUUCGCUAGAAAGGAAAAUAUUGGACGAAUAAGUAUUGAGAAUACCAAUAAUGACAAUAUUAUACCAGUUACGGGUGUAAAAGAUGUAAAUGCUUUGGACUUCGAUAUAGCGCACGAUCAUAUUUAUUGGACAGAUGUUAAAGUGAAAGCUAUUAGUCGGGCAUUUAUAAAUGGCUCGGAAAUGGAAAAAGUAGUUGAUUUUGGAUUGGAAACACCGGAUAGUUUGGCCAUUGAUUGGAUUUCUCACAAUGUAUAUUGCAGUGAUACAAGUUUUCACCGAAUUGAAGUUAUUCGCUUAGUGGGUCGCAGUAGAAAAGUGCUUAUUUGGCAAAAUAUUAUUGAGCCUAGAUGCUUGGUACUAGAUCCUCAAAAAGGUCACAUGUUUUGGACUGACGUCAGCGAAAGUUCAGGAAAUUCUGGAAUUAUUGAACGAGCCUACUUGGAUGGUAAUAGGCGCAAAGUAAUACUGUCCGAUAUAGGUCGAGUGAAUGGUCUAACUUUGGAUCAUGCAACGGAUCGUCUGUACUGGACAGAUUCAUCUACCCCCGCUAUUGACAGUUACGAUUUAUAUACAAAGAGAAGGAAUUCUCUUGUGACGCAGGGCAUAGUUUACCCAUUCUGUAUAACUCAUUAUCAAGACAAUAUUUACUGGUCCGACUGGAAUACCGGAGACAUUGAAAGAAUCAAUAAAAGUACUGGUGCUAAUAGAACAAUAAUAUACAGCCGACUUGAAUCAGUAACAUCGCUGUUAGUUUUCCACGCAUCGCGCCAAUUUGGAUCCAAUGCUUGUGCUGUUAAUAAUGGUAAUUGUAGUCACAUCUGCAUUGCAUUACCUGCAAUCGUUGGUAAACUUUCGACUACCCGCAAAUGCUCGUGCCCAACUCACUAUAACCUCAGUUCGGACAACAAAACUUGCCUUUCUCCGACUAACUUUAUGAUAUAUAGCAGUCGUAAUUUAAUUGGCCGGUUCCUACCCGACGUAAACGAUUGUCCAGAUGUUAUACUUCGAGUUCAAGGAUUGAAGAAUAUUCGGUCUAUUGAGUUUGAUCCAAUUACUCAACAAAUUUAUUGGAUUGAUGGGCGUAGUUUUGCUAUUCGAAAGGCCCUGGAAAAUAAAACACACGCAUCAGUCGUGGUAGCAGGUGGAUAUGGACAUACUUUUGAUUUGGCUUUAGAUCCCAUAGGAAGACUUCUUUUUUGGUCAUGUGCGACUCAUGACGCUAUAAACAUCACCAGGCUCGAUAAUAUUUCCAAUGUGGGAGUUGUAGUGAAAGGUGAAGGUGAAAAACCACGAUAUAUUGCUGUUCAUUCGGAAAUGAGAUUACUUGUUUGGACAGAUAUCGGUGGAAUGUCAAAAAUUGUAUUAAGUAAAAUGGAUGGAAAAGAAAGGAGAAUCAUUGCUUCUAAUCUAGAACCACCCUCCAGCCUUACAAUUGAUACAGUCGCGAAUCGAAUUUACUGGUUACAUGGAAAAUACAUAGAAGUUGCAGAUAUUACAGGAGCUAAUCGUAGAAUUCUUGUUAACACUGGUCAAAGCUCUAUUGGACACUUGUCUGUCCUUUUUAAUUAUGUUUAUUGGUACGACCGCAGCACUCAAACAAUUGAACGCGUUGAAAAAAGUACUGGUUCUAACAGAAAUAUUAUGAUGUAUCGUCUUCUUACUGACCUUAUAACUAUAAAAGCACCGGAUGAUCAUGUCAUGGAAUCACAUGUUUGUAGUCCUUCACACGAUUACGGUGGAUGUUCCCAUCUUUGCAUUGGAAAUUCUGCUUUGCGAUGUUCAUGCCCCCAGUCUCUGGUUUUAAGUGAAGAUGGAAGAACUUGUAGAGAAGCCCCUGCCUGCGGUGCAGAACAUUUUACUUGUGCAGCACCAAAUUCCGCUGUUGCUCAAAAGUGCAUUCCUUCUACAUGGAAAUGUGAUGGCCAAGACGACUGUCCUGAUGGUAGUGACGAAUUGAGUUGCCCAGCUUGUGGGCAUGACCAGUUUAGAUGUCAAAAUGGCCAGUGCAUCGAUGGAAGCUGGGUUUGCGACGGAAUGGCACAUUGCUCUGAUGCGUUUGACGAGGCAAAUUGUUGCCGACCAGAACAGUUUCAGUGCAAGGUCACGGGCAUUUGCAUUUCCAAAUCUACUGUCUGUGAUGGUUGGGAGAACUGUGCAGAUGGAAGUGAUGAGAAUACUUCUGCUUGUGCCUCUGCAAAUAAUCGUCAACGAGAUUCAAGACUGGUAUUCGACUCGGGAAAAAGUACCUAUAUCGUCGUAAUUUUAGCAGUGUUGCUGGUUUUGGCCGGUGGAGGAGUUUCUGUUUACUAUUGUCGUAAAAGAAUUUCAGCUAAUAGCGAUCUACCAGAUAUUCUACACGACUCCGCAGGAGAUCCACUUUCUCCGAAACCAAGUCGAAUUGUUAAGCCCAUGUCUGCACAAAAGAAUAGCAGGAAGGAACUUAAACCUGGAUUGGAUACAAUCAGAAUGUCCGCUUUAAAUGGAAGCAGCAUAAUAUCAAGCUACGAUCGCAGCCAUAUAACAGGUGCCUCGAGUUCUACGCGCGGCAGCUCUACAGGCGGGUAUCCACAAGAAACAUUAAAUCCACCUCCUAGCCCUGCAACAACAGCUAAUUCCACAAGAUGUUCAAGCAGCAACGCUUCGAGGUGUAGACCAUACAGGCAUUAUAGAAGUAUGAAUGCGCCACCACCGCCAACCCCAUGCAGUACAGAUGUCUGUGAUGAAUCUGAUAGUAAUUAUCCUAUACGAUGGAGAUAUGAAGCAGAACCUUUUCCUCCACCACCCACACCAAGAUCUGUUUACCACAGUGAUGUUGCGAUAAGUUGCCCACCUUCGCCAAGCUCUAGGUCAUCUACUUAUUUUCAUCCUUUGCCCCCGCCGCCUUCACCCGUUCCCUCUUUAAAAAAAAAAGACUAUUGAGAUCUAAAAAUUUUAGUAGCUACCCAUAAGGCUUAAUUUUAAUAAAAAAAUAUCGAAUAGAUCGUAUUAUAUAGAAAACCAACCCAAUUUUUUUAUCACGUUACAUAUCACAGUUUAGGAUGUAUACACUUUUUUAAAAUGAACGCUUACGCCGCUUAUUUUGCGAGUGGUAAGUUCCCGUUUACCCACCGGAGAAAGAAUUAUGUGGUGUUUUAGCAAUCAUGGAACGUAUAGGAACUCCUGCCAUCCCUAUGGCUAUUAGCUAAAUCCCAUGGACCCACUUGAUAACCUAACGUUACUGCCAUAUGCAAAAACGCGCUCCUAAUCCAGGAACUUGGAAACUUUAUAAACCUAAAAAUUCAAUCUUACGUCUAAGAGAAACGUUUGUUUGUCAAAGUUGUCGAAAAAUAUGUUAAAUUAUUGUUCCGAAAUGGAUAAAAAUGGGGGAGACCCCUUCCCCUCCCAGGACUCCGUCCUGUGGCGCUAAAUUUUAAAUUUCUCGAAAAGCCCUAAACAGGCAUUUGUUAUCUAUAUUAUGGUGAGCUCCUUUUCAGAAUUAAACUCCAUCUAUAUUUCAUUAGACACAUUUACAUUAGGAUAACUCAAUUUUCUUAUGCAUGAUAACAUUUGUUAUAAUCUAAAAUAUAAUCUGAUUUAUUUAUUCUAAAUCUCAUUGCUUCGAGGUAAAUUAGGUGAUAAAUAAAGUAAGUAAAUAAAUCCGAAGAAUGUCUUGUAACACUAGCUAAUUAAUGUGGAGUAUAUUGAUAGAAAUGAUCAAUGAUCCCGGUGGAAAGGUGAGAAUUUCACAUAGGAAGCCAUAUAAGCAUAAGUUUAUAGGAAACAGACAGAAAUUUUGCGCACAAAAGAGGGAAUUAGACUUUUUUUUAAGUGUUAAAUGACUUCUCAAGUAUCUACACAUAUUGAGCAUUAGAUGGGGUGUGCAAACAACUCGGAAGUUCGAACGAGUGCAGUCGAGAUUGUUCGGUUUUGAAUCGGUUCAAACUUAGCUCAAUCGGCUUUAGUCGGGUUGAUAGUUUUCCUAAAAUUUCAACAAUUAUCAACUACUCCAAUCGUUUUGAUUUCCUUAAAAGUUUUAAGUUCACGUGCGAUUUCAAGUUGCUAGAAGCUUUAUGUUAUCAAGAUUUUUAGCAAACCGGUUACUAGGGGGUUUUCAGGUUUCUGAUCAUAAAUAGGUAAAAAAAUCGACAUUUUUUAUCCAAAUUUUCCAAACGGUGCUUUUUUCGAAAUAAAACAAAAAUUCGUCGAUUAUGAUAUAAAACCUUUGGCGACCAAUGUUUAAAUGUUGAUGAAUAAUCACCUUAUAAUGGUCACUUACCAUUUGCCUAAUACAAAGUCGAGAAUUUGAAAAAUAUGAUAAAAAGAAUUGGAUUAUAAUUCUAAAUAUUUAAAAAUAUUAAAUAUAACAACGUCAUGACCAUUUAUAUCUGAAAUAAUCACAAAUCGAUGAGUUCGUGUACGUAAAUUUUAUGAUUUCUUAUUUUAAACUAUGUGUAUAAUCGUUUGGAUCUUACCCUUACUUUUGUUUCUCUCGAUCGCCAGAAUAACAGGAUUAUCUAGGGAGCAAACCCCCUCUAUCUCUGUAGUCCCUUUCAAGCUUCGGAAAAACUCGUAUCGCUGCGCUUUUUUCACAAAUAAACGUAAGUUUUUCACAAAUUAAUGUAAAACAAAUGGAUUGGGCUAAAAGAAUCAAAGGUAAUAUAUCAGAUUUCUCUAUAAUAUACAAAACAAUGGUAUGCGAUAACAGAACGUUUAAAGACAAAAAAACUGAACUCAUGAGGUUAUAGGCCUCAAACUUUAGAAAAGCAGCAGCAAUAAAACCUAUUUUAAAGACAAAUGUUAAAAACUGGAUUUUAAGGUAACUUUUCUUAUCAAUCUCUUUAGUUCAGGCUCAUCUACAGUCGGAGUAACAUAUUUAUCUAUAUUAUUAAUUAGAAAAACACAUUCAUGAAUUCAUCCAUUUUUGAUUAUUGCAGAUUUAAAUUGUCACGACUUUGUUAUUUCUAAUGUUUUUAAUAUUAGGCAUUAUACGUACUCCGAUUACUUUGAUCGGAUUUUUGGACGUGGUCUUGAAAAGAGACUGGUGCCAGUCUGAAAUGUAGACUAUGUAAAUGACUUUGUAAAUAUAAAAUUUCGAUUUUCAAGCCUCUAAAUUUAUUCACCAUAUUAGUUGAUUAUUUUGUAUAGCUCUAUAAUGUGCAAAGAUUCAUCAAAAUCGGCGAAUGAUACCAUCAACUUACUUUUCAGUCUUUCAUGACAAAAUUGGUUUCAGAAUUAAAUUAAUACCCCUCUUCUUAUGUAUUGAGCUAUUGAUCAUUAGGAUGCUCCUUCUUCUACUUUUUUUGGAAACGAUCUGCUCCUACACCUAUACUUGCGUUCACAUCCAGUUUGUCUUCAGUAAAUAUUUUCGGAUGCCCCCUUGUUAUUUUAAGCCAAGGAAGAUAUGAAGCGUACUAGGCAUUUUUGGGAAAAACAAUUUUUUUAUUUUUACAAUUUAAAAACUCAUUAAGAAAAUCAUCGCAAAAUAUGAAUAUCAGUUCAUGGUUUAAAAUUUGUUUUCUUCCUGAAAUCUAUAACUUCAACAUUUUAUUCUUAAAACUGUUUGUUUUAGUUUAAUAACAAUUUAAAGGGAAUGUUCCAUGAUAAUAUCAAGGUUCGUGAUUUUAAAGUAAAGAAAAAUUGAUUUUCAUCUCUCAAAUUGAAGAAAAAUAAUUUUUGACAAUGAAAAAUAUCAUUUUUUUUAAAUGACUCCAAAUAUGAAUAAUUGUUCGUAAUUCAAAAUUGUUAAUCAAUUAUGUAUGUAUAUAAUACAUUAAAUUAGCAUUUACUUCAAUAUUGCUGCUGAAUUAGAAACAAAAAUUUAAAAAAAUAAUAUGUUGGAGCUCGUUAAACUAAGUCCUAUUUUAGCCGAUUUUUAUCGAAGUUUUAUAUUUUUGGGAAAGAUUGGUUGAAAUACAUUAGAUAGGCAUUUGGUAAAAGUAUAUUUUUAUAGAUUUCAGGAAAUAGAAAAGUUCGGAUCGUGAAGUACUGUUCAUAUUUUGCGUCAUUUUCGAGAAUAAUGAGCUUUUUAACCAUUAAAAAUAAUUUUUCUUAAAUUUUAGAGACAAAACAAAUUUUUUAUUGUUCUGAUGGUCAGAAACCUAAAUAAUCUUAUGAAGCAUGUUCUUCACCUUGUUACUGAACUAAAAACAAACUGGAGUAUCUUUAAAUACUCAAUAUAAUUCUUUCAUCUUUUCGCACUAUUCCUAUUAAAUAGGAUCUGAUUUUCUAAAAAAAUAUGACUAAAUGAAUAAACAUUCAAAAAGCGAGUAUUCUUUUUUUGAUUAGCGUUAUUGCACAAUAAUUUGUUAUUACCAUAGUCUAAUUUUAUUAAGCAGCACAAUUAUGUAGUAAUUUUCGUUUCCCUUAUUUAAUAUAAUAUACAAACGCUCUCUUAUUUUUGUUUUUAAAAGAAUGGGUACCCCUAAAAUAUUACCCCUUGGUCACAUUUUGUAUUCUGGUGAUGUAAAAAGAUGUUAAAUAGGAGCUCCAGGUUUAUAAUGCUUAAUAUUAUUUUUAAUAUAAAAUGGCCACUACGAUGAUUUACUUAUUAUACUUGCGAAAUACCAUGCAGCGUUGUGUUUUUAAACAUUUUACGUAUGUAGGUUAUUAUUUUUUUAUUAACCCAAUCAAAAAAUGCUCGUGAACAUCCAUGCAUUUAUUUUAAAAUGAAUUAUUCACUUCUUUUAUUGAUAUUAAAAGAGUUAGAGGUCGCCGAAUAGACCCAGUUUGAAGUUGUGCACCGAACCUAGGCUCAAUUCUCUCGUAGCGUAGAUCCGACGCAUAUGGAGAAGUGGUUUUCCGCAAUGAGGGAGCCGAGCCUGGACACGGUGCGUAAAUUGAGACUGGGCUUGUACGCUCUCUGUGUAUGUUGCAGUAAAUGAUGUUUAGUUUAUGUUAUGUUUAGGUAUCUGAGAGAUUCCUCAGAAUACAGGACGUUUCGGUUACUCAUUGGUACUCCUUUUCAAAUUGUAUUAAAAUGAUACUCAUAAUAUUAAAGAUUUAUAUGCAUAUAUGUGUAGAUCCUAGAUAAUACACGUGUAUGGCUCGUUCCCGCACGACUUUUUGGCAAUAAUUCGCCGUGUUCGCCAUUCUGAACUGCUAGAGACUGGAAGUUCGACAGAAAUACAGGCAUCGGUGCGACACUAGGGUGACCCUUAUUUUUCAUUUUUCGAAUUUCUUUAUUCUCAUCCCCCCCCCCCUCCAAUUUUUGUUCGAAUGUCCAAAAAAAUCUCAAAAUUUAAGCGAAAUAGAUAUAUAUUUUGGGGUCGCGCAAAGACCAUGAAGUUUUAUCGUGAUUUAACAUGGGAAAAAGUCAGCUUUUUGUAAAUCUAAUGAUUAAACGGGAUAAUGCGUUACACAUACUUCCUUAUUUCAGUAUAUUGCUCAGAAUUUGUUAGAGAAUAAAAAUCAAUCAUAAAUUUUGAUGACGAAUGACGAAGCCAUGCUUAUGGGAUGCCAAAGAAAACCCCAUAAGUAACAAAUUUGAAUUUUACGUAAUAUUGCGGAUUAUUAACGUUGUAUGAAUGUUUUUCUUAUAAAUAAUUUUUAAACUGUAAUUUAAGAAUACUCAGUCACCUGUUAGCUAAUUUUCAAUUGUUUAAACAUUUGUUUUUUAGGUACAUCGCGAAAUGAACAUUUCUUCAAUCAAUAAUAACAAUUAAAUAAUUCUACGAUUAUUUGAAUACUAUUUGUAUGUUCAAGUAUAUGGGACUUGCGUCGAAGAAAGGGGGCUUACUCUGAAAAUUGAGAUUUUUCAGAGCGAGCGAUCGAAGUCGACCCGAUAGAUGCGACUUUUAUGAGAAAGGGAAGCCUCACGAAAUGUUCCCUCUGCACUUACCACUGCAUUCUCACGGAAAGAGAUAGGUCGUACACGCGGUUCACGGACAGGGUAUAGAUGAGACCGGUAUGUGUAGUGGUGAGUGUUGGGAGGUGUUUCAUGGAAUCACAAACGAAAGCCCAAUUUCUCGGGUACCUAACAAC